Messenger RNA from Andrographis paniculata, 6155 nucleotides. Its product is annotated as protein CHROMATIN REMODELING 5. The transcript has 31 exons. Lineage: Eukaryota; Viridiplantae; Streptophyta; Magnoliopsida; Lamiales; Acanthaceae. Gene Ontology annotation, biological process: nucleosome organization; regulation of transcription by RNA polymerase II. Gene Ontology annotation, molecular function: ATP binding; chromatin binding; histone binding. Bases 539 to 5650 code for a protein of 1703 amino acids. The record is from RefSeq and is a predicted model, not a curated record. Gene Ontology annotation, cellular component: nucleus; chromatin.
AUCCCUUUCUCUCUCUAGAAAUAACGCGAGACGCUAUACGCUUACACGCCCACCAUCUCUCAAGAUUUCCCUCUCUCUCUCUCUGUCUCUCUCUCUCCCCCAAAAUUGUUUUUCUCCUGUUUGUGGGCAUCAUCGGCUACCACUGGUGGAACAGACGAAUCUAAUCGAAUUCGUCGAUUGUGAUAUUCGCGGCGCGUGUGAGGGGAGAUUGCGAAUUAGCGCUUUCCAACCCGCGACCCAAAUCUCGUUUCUCACACAAAAACCUGUCAAACGGUAUCGUUUUUUAAACCUAUCUUUCCCGCCGCCGGCUCGACAGUGGUCGACAGCAGCCUGUCCCCCGGUGAUCCGGGAGUUCGAACCACGAGCCCCAACUGGAUUUACGGAAAUACCCUUGAUUGAAUUGUGUUUCUUCGCGUCGCUCCUUGUUCUGUGGGCGUAGAGAGCUUCUUGGAGGGACCAUUAUAUAUAAGUCUACAUAUCUUUCUGGAGAUCAAUUGGUUGUUUUUCUCUUCAAUCAAUUCCAUGCGAAGAAUUGAGCAUGGCCUUCUUUAGAAAAUUUACAGAUGGAGGUGCGGAACAAAUUGAAAUGAGUGAGAGAAAUCAUCCGCAUCCGCCAUCCGUGAGAAACAGUAACUUUCAUGACAAUGCAGCAACCAACAAUAAGGAAAUCACUGAGAAUGCCAGUCAAAUUACGGGAGAAGAUACAAGCAGUAACAUUAGGCUAGGAAACGUACAGCCUCCUGCCAGAGGAAUUGGUGUGGGAGGGAAGUGGGGUUCGACAUUUUGGAAGGAUUGUGAUCCCGCUAGACAUACUGGAGCCUCAGAAUCAGGGGAGGAGUCCAAGAGUGGGACAGAUAAAGGGUCUGAAGGAGAAGAGUCUGAUGGGGCAGAGGAUAGGAUGGUAUCUGAAAAUGAAGUGACAAGAAAAGGUCAUCAGAUCGUUACAGAGGAUGACAUGUUGUCCGAUGAGUAUUAUGAGCAGGAUGGGAAUGAUCAGAAUGAGUCUUUGAAUCACCAUAGAGCAAUGAAUCACUCCAGUGGGUUUAACUUGAAGGCCCCAAUGCAGGCUGCGGCUCCCAAAAAUAUCUCCAGGAAAUCAAAGGCAUUGAAAGGCAAAAAAUAUGAUAAUGAAGAUGUUGACUAUGAGGACUCCGAUGAUGAUGAAGAUGAAGAUGACCCUGAUGAUGCUGACUUUGAUCCUGACUUUGGGGCAACAAGCGGUCGCAGGGGAACAAAGGAAAAAUACCAAGAUUGGGAUGCUGAAGAAUCUGAUGAUGAGGAUAAUAUUGAUGAUGAGUUGGAUAUCUCGGAUGAAGACGAUCUCUACUUUAAAAAAAAUAAGGCUAAACAAUCUGGUAGGCAUGCUCGAAAUUUGAAGUCUAGCAGGGAAUUUAAACCGGUUGCAUCAUCCACUCGUCCAAGAAAAGCCAGAACUUAUUUUGAGGAUUAUGAAGAAUCAUCACUAGCUGAAGACUCGGAAAAUGGAAGUGAUGAAGAUUUCAGACGUCCAAAGAAUGGAGCACAAUUUCAGCGGAAGACUGGUGGUCGAUCAACUUCUGUUAAAGUUCCCUCUAGAAACAAUGAACUGCGAACUUCUGGUCGUUCUGUGCGGAAAGUUUCUUAUGUUGAGAGCGAUGAAAGUGAAGAUCUGGAUGAAGGCAAAAAAAGGAACCAAAAGAAGGAAGAAACAGAAGAAGAAGACAGUGACACCAUAGAGAAGGUAUUGUGGCAUCAACCCAAAGGCACUGCUGAUGAAGCUUUAAGGAAUAAUAAAUCUGCGGAACCUGUGCUGUUGAGCUAUUUGUUUGACUCAGAGCCAGAUUGGACUGAGAUGGAGUUUUUAAUUAAAUGGAAAGGGCAGUCACAUUUACAUUGCAGAUGGAAGUCAUUUUCUGAACUGCAGAAUCUCAGUGGUUUUAAGAAGGUUAUAAAUUAUACCAAAAAGGUUGGGGAAGAUAUAAGGUAUCGGAGGAUGGUUUCUCGAGAAGAGAUUGAGGUGAAUGAUGUCAGCAAGGAAAUGGACCUGGAUAUCAUUAAACAAAACAGCCAGGUGGAGCGAGUGAUUUCAGACAGAAUUAUUAAAGAUAGUUCGGGUAAUGUAGUGCCAGAGUAUUUGGUCAAGUGGCAAGGAUUGUCCUAUGCUGAAGCUACAUGGGAGAAGGACACUGAUAUAGCAUUCGCCCAAGAUGCUAUUGAUGAGUACAAGGCUCGAGAGGCUGCAAUAAUGGUACAAGGGAAGACUGUUGAUAUUCAAAGAAAGAAAAGUAGAGGAAGCCUCAGGAAGCUUGAUGAGCAGCCCGAGUGGUUGAAAGGAGGCAAGCUUAGGGAUUAUCAGCUUGAAGGUCUGAACUUUUUAGUUAACAGCUGGAGAAAUGAUACCAAUGUUAUUUUGGCAGAUGAAAUGGGACUUGGUAAAACUGUUCAGUCAGUGUCUAUGCUUGGUUUCUUGCAGAAUACUCAGCAGAUUCAAGGACCAUUUCUUGUUGUUGUUCCUUUAUCAACUUUGUCAAACUGGGCAAAGGAAUUCAGAAAGUGGUUACCUGAAAUGAAUGUCAUUGUAUAUGUUGGAACACGGGCUAGCCGGGAGGUCUGCCAGAAAUAUGAGUUUUACAGUGAUAAGAAACCUGGCAGGAGUAUAAGGUUUGAUAGCCUUCUAACCACGUAUGAGGUAUUACUGAAGGAUAAGGCAGUUCUCUCCAAAAUCAAGUGGAACUAUCUUAUGGUUGAUGAGGCACAUAGGUUGAAGAACAGUGAGGCAUCAUUGUACACAACAUUAGCGGAAUUUAGCACAAAGAACAAAUUGCUAAUUACUGGCACUCCUCUGCAAAACAGUGUUGAAGAGCUGUGGGCUUUGCUUCACUUUCUUGAUUCGGAUAAGUUUAGGAGCAGGGAUGACUUUGUUCAGAGGUACAAGAAUCUAAGUUCGUUCAAUGAAUUGGAGCUUGCUAAUCUUCAUAUGGAAUUGCGGCCUCACAUUCUUAGAAGAGUUAUUAAAGAUGUUGAGAAGUCAUUGCCUCCUAAGAUUGAACGUAUACUGAGGGUUGAGAUGUCACCACUUCAGAAACAGUAUUAUAAGUGGAUUUUGGAACGCAACUUCCAUGAUUUGAACAAAGGUGUCCGUGGGAAUCAGGUUUCACUUCUGAAUAUUGUUGUGGAGUUGAAGAAGUGCUGCAAUCAUCCAUUUCUGUUUGAAAGUGCAGACCAUGGUUAUGGUGGUGACACAAAUUCUCUAGGUAGCAGUAAGCUUGAAAGAAUUAUACUUAGCAGUGGGAAGCUGGUCUUACUUGAUAAGCUGCUCACGAGAUUGCAUGAGACAAAUCACCGUGUCUUGAUAUUUUCUCAGAUGGUCAGGAUGUUGGAUAUAUUGGCAGAUUAUCUAUCGAUAAAAGGAUUCCAAUUUCAAAGACUUGAUGGUAGCACCAAGUCUGAAUUACGGCAGCAGGCUAUGGAUCAUUUUAAUGCUCCGGGUAGUGAUGAUUUCUGCUUUCUUCUCUCUACUCGUGCUGGUGGUUUGGGUAUCAAUCUUGCAACUGCAGAUACAGUUAUAAUAUUUGAUUCAGAUUGGAAUCCUCAAAAUGACUUACAGGCAAUGAGCCGAGCUCAUAGGAUUGGACAGCAAGAAGUAGUUAAUAUUUACCGAUUUGUGACCAGUAAAAGUGUUGAGGAGGAUAUCUUGGAGCGUGCUAAAAAGAAGAUGGUAUUGGAUCAUUUAGUUAUUCAGAAGCUGAAUGCUGAGGGUAGACUGGAGAAAAAGGAAGCAAAGAAAGGGAGCACUUUUGAUAAGAAUGAGCUUUCUGCAAUUCUGCGGUUUGGGGCAGAAGAGCUUUUUAAAGAGGAUAAAAAUGAUGAGGAAAGCAAGAAAAGGCUUCUCAGCAUGGAUAUUGAUGAAAUUCUUGAAAGGGCUGAGAAGGUUGAAGACAAAGUAACGGAAGAGGAAGGGCAUGAAUUAUUGAGUGCCUUUAAGGUUGCCAAUUUCUGUAGUGCUGAAGAUGAUGGAUCUUUCUGGAGUAGAAUGAUAAAGCCAGAAGCUGUCUCACAAGCUGAGGAUGCUUUAGCUCCCCGAGCUGCACGAAAUAUCCGAAGUUAUGCAGAGGUUAAUCCAACUGAAAGGACUAAUAAAAGGAAAAAGAAGGGAGUGGAAUCUCAGGACAGAUUGUCCAAACGACGGAGAGCAGAUUCUAGUUACUCUACCCCUGUGCUUGAGGGUGCUACUGCACAAGUGAGACACUGGUCUUAUGGGAACUUACCGAAAAGAGAUGCUACUCGGUUUUUUCGUGCGGUUAAGAAGUUUGGGAAUGAUAGUCAAAUCAGCUUGAUAGCUUCUGAAGUUGGUGGAAUAGUGGAAUCAGCGCCUACUGAUGCUCAAAUUGAACUUUAUGAUGCUUUACUUGAUGGUUGUAAAGAAGCAGUUAAAGGAGAAAGCUUUGAUGCAAAGGGUCCGCUUUUGGAUUUUUUUGGUGUACCUGUUAAGGCUGAUGAAAUGUUAAGCCGAGUAGAAGAACUUCAGCUCCUUGCCAAGCGGAUUAGCAGAUACGAAGAUCCUGUCUCUCAAUUCAGAGCCCUUGCUUAUCUCAAACCAUCUACAUGGUCUAAAGGCUGUGGCUGGAACCAGAAGGAUGAUGCAAGGCUGCUGCUUGGAAUAUAUUAUCAUGGAUUUGGCAAUUGGGAAAAGAUAAGGUUGGAUGAAACGCUUGGUCUUACGAAGAAGGUAGCACCUGCAGAACUUCAACAUCAUGAAACUUUCUUACCUCGAGCACCCCAACUGAAAGAACGUGCAUCACAGCUUUUGGAAAUGGAGAUUGUAGCAGUUGGUGGGAAGAAUACAAAUGGGAAACCUGGUCGAAAGAAUACAAAGAAACAGAAAGAAAUGAUUGUAGCUGCCCGCGGAAAAGGCAGGCAAGAGAAGUCUGCUUCUCCUAGUCUUCAAACAACACGGAAAAGAGCUGCAAAAUCCCAGAAAAGUGAACCUUUAGUUAAAGAGGAAGGGGAAAUGUCUGAUAAUGAUGAAGUGUAUGAGCAGUUCAAAGAAGUGAAGUGGAGGGAGUGGUGUGAAGAUGUCAUGACAGAUGAGUUAAAGACUCUGAAACGUCUUCAGAAACUACAGUCUACCAGUGCGAAUCUCCCCAAGGAAAAGGUUCUCUCCAAGAUUCGAAAUUACUUGCAGCUCAUUGGUCGAAGGAUUGACCAAGUUGUUUCAGAGUAUGAUCAGGAGUCCUAUAGGCAAGAAAGGAUGACCACACGAUUAUGGAACUAUGUAUCCUCGUUCUCAAAUAUGUCAGGGGAGAGGCUUCAACAAAUUUACACGAAACUUAAGCAGGAGCAACAGGUUGGCGGCGUUGGACCAUCUCACCUCAACGGUUCUGCUGCUGGAACUGCAGCAUUCAUGCAUAGGGAUCUAGAUAUCGGUAAAUUUGAAGCUUGGAAACGUAGGAAAAGAGCUGAGGCUGAUGCUUCUCAUAUGCAGCAGCAUCCUUAUCAUCGUAGACCACCUCCUCCGAGUAAUGGGACCUGGCUACCAGACCCAAAUGCCUCUGGUAUUCUUGGACCACCUCCGUCUGCUGAUGGUAGACAAUACAAUAACGGGAGGCCUUACAGAAUGCAACAGCCUGGCUUUCCUCCUAGACAGGGUUUCUCAUCCGGCAUAAAGUAGCUCUUCCAUACAUCAAUGAAUGGCCAAGGACUAUGCGACUGUGGUGCAAAGCCUACAGGUUCUAGUUCAUCGGCCAUAACUGCUCCCUAGCAAUUUGUGUUCUCAUGAUUUUAGACCAUGAGAAUACCUAUUUUGCUAUAUGCCUUCCUUUCAGAGUCUUAUCUGAAGCUGCCCUAUAGUACUGAGACUGCAACUUUCGAAACAUUUGAAUGAAGAAGAUUCUGGAGAAACUACCCCCUGAUCUUUGUAGGCUGAAAUGAAGAGAACAUACAUGGAAAUCCUCGACAAAUUCUUUUUGCUUCAGUUUCCCAUUAAUUUAGUGACAACAACUUUCUUUUAAGGAUAUAGCAGAUAGUCCACAGGGUGCUGUGGUCAUUUCUGAUGACGCCACCGCGCACAGACAUUUUUGUAUGUAUAAUGGUGCUUUAUACAGUGUAAAUGACACAAUUUUGCCCAGUGAACUGCUGAAAUCUUACCAAGGCAAUUCCAGAUUUACAUUUAUUUA